Molecule: messenger RNA, 3856 nt
Organism: Hyla sarda
Lineage: Eukaryota; Metazoa; Chordata; Amphibia; Anura; Hylidae
Gene: PKN3
Product: protein kinase N3
Exons: 21
Coding region: 388-3222 (944 amino acids)
Biological process (GO): protein phosphorylation; signal transduction
Molecular function (GO): small GTPase binding; ATP binding; protein serine/threonine kinase activity
Source: RefSeq, a predicted model, not a curated record
CAAGAUUUCAUUUUUAAUAACGUUCUAACAUUAUUUUUACAAGACCACAAUAGAACAAAAUGUUAAAAAAAAAAAAAAAAAGUUAAAAAGUCUGAAGAUUUUAAGAAUGACUGCAAUGCUUUACUGAUAAUGGGUGCCAGGCCUGCAGUUCCCCUUCUGUCCACUAAAGUCGCUGCUGCUUUCUUGAAAGGGUAUUCAUUCUUAUACCAUCCACUAGAUGCCGCUGAUGUCCAGGGCACUAUCUCUGGCCGUUACUUAUGGUACACCCGCUAGAUGGCGCGUAUUCUACUUGCAGUACACUCAGAUCUCCACUGGGAGGAGCCGGUUUCCCGGGAAGAUUGAAGUUAGUGGGAGUGCGGGCGGGGAGGGCCCGGUGUCCGGAGGGACAUGGACGUGGGCUCCCAGCUGCAGGAGGGCCACAAGAUGGAGAUCAAGAAUGGAGGAUCGCUGAUCCUGGAUCCAGGAUUCCAGCAGCAACUGGAGGAUUCUAAGGAACAGCUGAAACGGGAGAUCCAGAGGGAGCUGAAGAUAAAGGAGGGGGCCGAGAACCUGCGCAAAGUGUCCACGGAUAAGAGGCACCAAGGCCACGUGGAAAGUCAGCUGAAGACGUCCAACCGGCGCCUACAGGAGCUACACCGCCAGCUGCAGGAGCUGAACGGCCGCAUCGUCAUCAUGGAGAAGGACAACAAGCAAGACGGGACGGUUUCCCCAGAUCACUGUUUAUUCGAUCAGAGCCUUGAUCCCAGGCAGCGCAGAGUCGAAGCGCUGAAGAGACAGCUACAAAUCGAGAAUAAGGUCAAGCAGGGAGCCGAGAACAUCAUUCACAUGUUUUCCAGUGGAGCCUCUAAGGACAGGAAACUUCUCAACACGGCUCAGCAGAUGCUUCACGACAGCCGCAUAAAAACGGAACUGCUCCGCAUGCAGAUCGUGAAGCUGACGCAGUCGCCGGGGUCGGCCUCGGACCUCCAUGACUCGGAGACCCUCUCCCCGCUAGAGUUACGACUGGAGGAACUGAGGCGGCACUUACGAGUGGAGGCCGCAGUCGCAGAAGGUGCCAAGAACGUGGUAAAAUUACUGGGCGGACGCAAACUGCAGGAUCGAAAGGCUCUGGCUGAGGCCCAGUCACGACUACACGAGUCCAGCCAGAAGAUCAACCUCCUCCGCCUGUCUCUGGAGCGCUGUCUCUCGGAGCUCCCGCUCGGACACCCCAAACAGCAGCUCAUCAAACAGGAUCUGCAGAACUGUACUGGUGCCGGGGGAAUUUGGGGAAAGGAGCAAAGUCUGGGCCAAACCCUCACCCCACUGAUCAAGCCGACUGCUCUGACCGGAACUCUGGAGAUCCACAUUUUGGGCUGUCAGGGACUGCUGGAAUCUGUACCCGGACGGUCUCAGGCCGCACCUGCACAUGGAAGUCCCAACGAGGCGAAAAACUUCAUGCGAUACCGGACAGGAGGAAGCGUUCACGGACGAGGGGGAUCAGGAAAAUUCUUGCGGUCAGAUGAGAUCUGUGGAGAGGUGAUGUGCGUCCUAAAGGUUGAUAACAAGCCAGUCACACACACCAACUGGGGCCCAGUACACAACCAGUGCUGGGAUCAAAGGUUCACCAUCGACCUGGAGCGGUCCAGAGAGUUGCAGCUCUCUGUCCAUUGGCGAGACUGGCGGGAGCUGUGCGCCAUUCGCUUUGUACGUUUGGAGGACUUUCUGGACAACGAAAGACAUGGGAUGUGCCUGCAGCUGGAACCACAAGGGAUGCUGUUCGCUGAGAUCAUGUUUUGCAACCCUGUGAUCGAGAGGAGAGGCAAAGUACAGAGGCAAAAGCGUAUAUUCCCCAAGCAGAAAGGAAAGGAUUUCCUGCGGGCCACGCAAAUGAACAUAAGUUUCGCAACCUGGGGGCGACUGAUGAUGAGCAUCUUACCUCCGUGUGGCACCAUCACCACGCUGAGUCCACCCCUGCCCAGUUCUGAUACCCAGGCUACUUCUGCAAACAGCACUUUUCCUGUGAAGAAAUUGAUCUUCAAUGAGGACUCUUCCUUGAAACCACCACCAAAACCUCCCCGGGUGUUCCUUCCAGGGGAACCUGAGAAAGAAGCGGCUCUUGCAGACUCUUGUAAUGUGCCUGUAAAGUCCAUGAAGCGCAUCCACUCAGAAGAUGGUAUACCCCAAGGUGCAGCUGAGUCCCAGAAGCUUCUCAGUAAAAGGACGCUUGGGCUGGAUGAUUUCACCUGCAUAUCUGUUUUGGGGAAGGGGCAUUUUGGGAAGGUACUUCUUGCCGAAUAUAGGACGACAGGAAAGCUGUAUGCCAUCAAAGCGCUGAAGAAACGAGAGAUCGUGAGCAGAGACGAAUUUGAAAGUCUACAGUGUGAGAAGCGGAUCUUCGAGGUGGUGAACUCCUCCGGGCACCCGUUCCUGGUGAACCUCUUCGGAUGCUUCCAGACCUCAGCACACGCGUGUUUUGUUAUGGAGUACAUGCCAGGCGGAGACCUGAUGAUGCACAUACAUGCAAAUGUCUUCUCGCUGCCGGCAACAAGGUUCUACUCUGCCUGUGUGGUUCUGGGACUCCAGUUCUUGCACCAGAAAAAAAUCAUUUACAGAGACCUGAAACUGGAUAACUUACUGAUGGAUGCCAAUGGCUUUGUGAAGAUUGCAGAUUUUGGGCUCUGUAAAGAAGGUAUGGGAUAUGGUGACAGGACGAGCACCUUCUGUGGUACACCGGAGUUUCUUGCACCGGAGGUUCUGACGGACACCUCGUACACGUAUGCCGUGGACUGGUGGGGGCUGGGAGUGCUGAUCUACGAGAUGUUGGUGGGAGAGUGCCCGUUCCCCGGCGAUGAUGAAGAGGAGGUGUUUGACAGUAUCGUGAAUGAAGAAGUGCGUUACCCACGCUUUUUAGCCACCGAAGCAAUCAACAUUAUCCGGAAGCUACUUCGUAAGACGCCAGAUCGCCGCCUAGGAGCCGGAGUUGGUGAUGCAGAGGAGAUAAAAACACAACCUUUCUACCAGGAGAUGGACUGGGAGGCCCUGUACACCCGCAAGCUGCAGCCGCCUUUCGUACCCGCUUUAAACGACCCCUUUGACGUCCGGAACUUCGACGAAGAAUUCACAGGCCAGAAACCUGUGCUGUCUCCAUCCGACGACCCUCGUCCCUUGACCGCCGCGGACCAUAAGAUGUUCCAGGACUUUGACUUUGUCUCGGACCUUCUCCUUGGUGAGAAUAAGCAGUGAUGGGGCUUUAGGCGUCACGGAUCUUUGGACACUGUCUUGGGCUCAUCUCCAGAUGUCACAAUGGAUAGGACUUUAUAUUGUCUCUACCUCAGCUCCAGGCAGUGUCCUCCCUGCAUUUAGCUGCUGUUCUUCCUGCACUUAUCGCCAUGAUAUUAGUGCCAAAGGGUCAUACAUGGAACUAAAAUGUACUUAAUUUGUUAAUUAAAUUUGUUUCCAAACUGUAUCGCUCCAAAUGUUGCAAAACCACAACUCCCAGCAUGCCCGGACAGCCAACGGCUGUCCGGGCAUGCUGGGAGUUGUGGUUUUGCAACCCUGGAGACCACUGGUCGAAGAGAAGAGACCAAUGGUAACAAUUUUUAACUUUCAAUUUCCUUAUUUCUGCAAGUACUAACUCCUCUUUCCCAGCUGGGACCUGGGAAAGCUGGGUGACAAUACUAAUAGAAGCUGUAGGGAUGGACAUUCAUGGAGGGAGAAAACUGAUGAUAGGUCAAAAGAAGACAACUUGAGGCUCCGUUAAGGUUUGUCCACCUUAACAACCAAAACUUAAAAUAAAAUGAAGCAACUUCGCAAAUAGCCUUAAAGGGGUACUCCAGUGGAAACACCCCCCCCCUCCCCCCAAAAAAAUAAACUGGUG